Puma concolor (puma) is the source of this 1377-nucleotide messenger RNA. The record is from RefSeq and is a predicted model, not a curated record. Lineage: Eukaryota; Metazoa; Chordata; Mammalia; Carnivora; Felidae.
AUGGGCCGUACUCGGGAAGCUGGCUGCGUGGCCGCUGGUGUGGUGAUUGGGGCUGGCGCCUGCUACUGUGUAUAUAGACUGACCUGGGGAAGAGAUGAGAAUGAGAAAAUCUGGGACGACGAUGAUGAAGAUGAUGAGGAGGAAUCUAGUGAUAUUGUAGAGACUAGGAUUGAGAAUGGGAAAGGAGCUAAAGCUAAUGCUGGGAUGGGGUCUGAAGCUAGACUUCAGGGUGAUUCAAAGGUGAAGGCUGAGGUGGGCAUGGUACUUGAGAGUGGUUCAGAUGUAAAGGCAGAGGUCCACUUGGGGCCCCAGAGUGGAGGAAGCCUAGAGGCCAAGGCCAAAGCCCUUUUCAGCACCCUGAAGGAACAGGCAAGUGCAAAGGUGGGCAGGGGAGCCAGGUUGGGUACCAUCUCUGGGAACAGGACCCUUGCACCCAGUUUACCCUGCCCAGGGGGCAGGGGUGGAGGCUGUCACCCCACCAGGAGUGGUGCUAGGGCUGGGAGUAGGGCAAGUGGAAAAACCAAGGGAAGAACCCGAGGUAAGAGCACCAGGACUCCAGCUACAGCAUGGCCUGUUCGUAGGGGCAAGUUCAACUUUCCCUAUAAAAUUGAUGAUAUUCUGGGUGCUCCUGACCUUCAAAAGGUUCUUAACAUCCUGGAAAGAUCAAAUGAUCCUUUUAUUCAAGAAAUAGCCUUGGUCACUCUGGGUAACAAUGCAGCAUAUUCUUUUAACCAAAAUGCCAUUCGUGAAUUGGGUGGUCUUCCAAUUAUUGCAAAACUGAUAAAAACCAAAGAUCUUAUUAUUAGGGAAAAAGCUUACAAUGCCCUUAAUAACUUGAGUGUGAAUGCUGAAAAUCAGGGAAAGAUUAAGACCUAUAUCAGUCAAGUGUGUGAUGAUACCAUGAUCUGCCGCUUGGACUCAGCUGUGCAGAUGGCCGGACUAAGACUGUUAACUAACAUGACUGUGACUAAUCAUUACCAACAUUUGCUUUCCUAUUCUUUUCCAGACUUUUUUGCAUUGUUAUUCCUGGGAAAUUACUUCACCAAGAUUCAGAUUAUGAAACUAAUUAUAAACUUUACUGAGAAUCCAGCCAUGACAAGAGAGCUGGUCAGUUGUAAAGUACCAUCAGAAUUGAUUUCCCUCUUUAAUAAAGAGUGGGACAGAGAGAUUCUUCUUAAUAUCCUUACUCUAUUUGAAAAUAUAAAUGACAACAUAAAAAGUGAAGGACUUGCAUCAUCUAAGAAAGAAUUCAGCAGAAGUUCACUUUUUUUCUUAUUCAAAGAAUCUGGAGUGUGUAUUAAGAAAAUCAAGGCAUUAGCAAAUCACAAUGAUCUGGUAGUGAAAGUAAAAGUCCUAAAAGUAUUGACCAAACUUUAA